Messenger RNA from Scaptodrosophila lebanonensis, 1260 nucleotides. Its product is annotated as casein kinase I. NCBI's taxonomy places the organism in Eukaryota, Metazoa, Arthropoda, Insecta, Diptera, Drosophilidae. The coding region runs from base 97 to 1131 and encodes 344 amino acids. The transcript has 2 exons. Gene Ontology annotation, cellular component: nucleus; cytoplasm. Gene Ontology annotation, molecular function: protein serine/threonine kinase activity; ATP binding. Gene Ontology annotation, biological process: peptidyl-serine phosphorylation; signal transduction; endocytosis. The record is from RefSeq and is a predicted model, not a curated record.
GAGAAUCGUUGAACCUAUUCAGUUGAGCGGCAGUGUAUGUGUAAUCUCAAAGCUAAACCGAGACACACCGGCUGAUUAAAAGGAGGCUGACGAACUAUGGAUCGUAGAACGAGGAGGGUUCAGCGAGAGGUGCGCAUCGGCAACUACAGGGUGCUGAGAAGGAUUGGAGGUGGAUCUUUCGGUGACAUUUACGAGGGCGUUUACGUGCACAGCGGCGCCAAGGUGGCCAUCAAGGUGGAGAGCACCAAGGCACGUCAUCCACAGUUGAGCUUCGAGCGACGGCUUUACCGCUGCCUGAGAAGGGCGCCGGGCGUGCCGCACGUGCGCUACUUUUACAAGUCGGAGCACUUUCAAGCCAUGGUCAUGGAUCUGCUGGGGCCGUCUUUGGAGGUCCUCUUCAAUGCCUGCGUCCGCCUCUUCACCAUGAAGACGGUGCUGAUGCUGGUGGACCAAAUGCUGCAGCGCAUCCAAUAUGUGCACAAUCGAGGCUUCAUACAUCGCGACAUCAAGCCGGAUAACUUCCUGAUGGGUGUGGGCAGACGGAGCAAGACGCUCUAUAUCAUCGAUUUUGGGCUAUCGAAGAAGUAUCGCGAUCUCACCACUGGCGUGCAUAUACCAUAUCGCGAGAACCGUUGCCUGACCGGCACCGCACGCUUCUCCUCCAUAUAUGCCCACCAGGGUGUGGAGCAGUCGCGACGCGACGAUCUCGUAUCGCUGGGCUAUGUCUUCAUCUAUUUUCUGCACGGUCGCCUGCCCUGGCAGGGCCUCAAGGCGGCCAACAAGCGACAGAAAUACGAACGCAUUUUGGAGCUGAAGAUAAGCAUCUCCAUUGAGGAGCUCUGCGCCGGCUACCCCAGCGAGUUCUCCAUCUAUCUGAGCUAUGCCCGGGGUCUGCAGUUCGACGAGAAACCCGACUAUGUCAUGCUGCGCAAAAUGUUCAAAACUUUGCGCAAAUCUCUUGGCUUCCCCAAGGACGGCAUCUACGACUGGGAUAUGCUCAAGACCAUACCGCUUCACACCCAGAGAAAUCGCGGCAGAGACUUCAGAGCCUAUCCAUUGCGUGCCAGGUGCGACGAUGGUGCCAGUGGCUCUCCGGUAGUUCGCAAUGAGAACGCCAAUAUAUGGAACUAGCCCCGAACUCCCACAACCCAAGUACAAGCGAUAGACAUAAAAAGUGAAGCAUUAAAUUUGGAAUUAAUUGACAAUUUAUAGAAGCUUAUUGAGCUUACGAAAACGAAAUUAAAUUAUUGCGAGCAUGUA